UAUUUUUUUUUUUAUGCGCCGGGUUGCAGAUGGUCUUAAAAGCCCUCAUUUACAAAACUGGAUUUUGUGAAAACUUAGCGUUUGAUGCAGAAAGAGUAAGGAUGUUGAAGUUCCUGUCGAAGGUGAGGAUCGAAUUCAACGCACUGGACCCGCGAUUAGCGUCGUGUAUGGAGUUCCUGGCGCAGUGCAAUGCGCGCAAGGCCAAGGAAUCAAACCCUAGCUGCCAGAUUCAAGUCAAGCGCCGCACCGACGAUUUCCCGCCCAAGAUCACCGUCACGUUCGUCAAUGGCGUCGAGGAGAGUUUCGACGCGACCUCCACUGCGGCCCAGCAUAUCCGCCAAUUAAUUCUUCAGAAGGGUCAGAGUCUCGAGACUGAACAAAUGUUCCGCGAAGCUGGUGAGAAGUGGCCCGUCAACAUCCCCGAAGAAGAACUGCGGCAGCCAUUUACUGGAAUCAAGCCCCGGAAAGCAGAGGAAAAGCCACAGUGAAUUUCACAGGUGCAUUUCUUGAAUUUCAUGGCGCGUUCGUUUGGUCGCAGGUUCUUUCUAACAUGUAAGAGCUCCAUACUUGUGUUAAUUUGCAUCUUAUUUGUAGGAUGUUAGGAUCUGCAAUGACAUAAAAAUGGAGUCUUUUCCAGUGCUACCUAUUUACUAUUCCUUAUUACAUGCUUUCUUUUUACCAGUUUGUUGAUUUAUUGAAUAUGAACAGCUUCUGUAACUGUCCUGAGCCAAAUAAUUUAAGUGGAGAACUAAUCUCUUUUUAUC
Andrographis paniculata is the source of this 764-nucleotide messenger RNA. RefSeq lists its product as uncharacterized. The coding region runs from base 30 to 488 and encodes 152 amino acids. The transcript has 2 exons. NCBI's taxonomy places the organism in Eukaryota, Viridiplantae, Streptophyta, Magnoliopsida, Lamiales, Acanthaceae. Gene Ontology annotation, cellular component: mitochondrial large ribosomal subunit. The record is from RefSeq and is a predicted model, not a curated record.